Lampris incognitus (smalleye Pacific opah) is the source of this 1560-nucleotide messenger RNA. RefSeq names its product proteasome 20S subunit beta 9a (gene psmb9a). Bases 1 to 993 code for a protein of 330 amino acids. The record is from RefSeq and is a predicted model, not a curated record. Gene Ontology annotation, cellular component: proteasome core complex. The transcript has 7 exons. Gene Ontology annotation, molecular function: threonine-type endopeptidase activity. Lineage: Eukaryota; Metazoa; Chordata; Actinopteri; Lampriformes; Lampridae.
AUGGCCUCUGAUGUCCUUAAGCCGGGCGGUUCGCUGCUGUCACGCCUCGCCAGACUGGAGAGGACGGGCUCACUUUCACUUUCGAGUUUGACGUGGGGGGGCAGGGCUGCGACGGGGGGGCGGCUGCUGCCUUUGUGUCCAGAAAGGACCGUUGUGAAAAUAGUAACUCGGAAACGGAGAGAAAUCCGGGACGACAAGAAAACAGACAAGACUUCUCCACUUGCACCAAACCCCUUGCUCCGGUUUGGCGACGCGUCCAUUUCAGCGCCGCCUGCACGUUCCGAACCCCCCCGCGCGCGCCACCAGUCCUCUACACGCACGUCUACGUCCACGUUGUGCACCACAAUGUUAGAAUCAGGACCAGAAUGGACGUCAGAAGAGGUUAAAACCGGGACCACCAUUAUAGGGAUAGAGUUUGAUGGAGGGGUUGUGUUGGGUUCUGACUCCAGGGUGUCCGCUGGCGCCACAGUGGUGAACAGAGUGAUGAACAAGCUGUUGCCCCUCCACGACAAGAUCUACUGCGCCUUGUCAGGCUCAGCAGCAGACGCUCAGACCAUCGCGGAGAUCGUCAACUACCAGCUGGACGUCCACAGUGUCGAGAUAGACGAGGACCCGCAGGUCCGGUCCGCUGCCUCGUUGGUGAAGAACAUCUCGUACAAAUACAAGGAGGAGCUCUCUGCGCACCUCAUCGUGGCCGGCUGGGACCGGAGAGCCGGGGGGCAGGUCUACGCAACGCUGAACGGCCUGCUGACCCGGCAGCCCUUCGCGGUCGGCGGUUCUGGCAGCUCCUACAUCUACGGGUUCGUCGACGCCGAGUUUCGCAAGGCCAUGAGCAGGGACGCGUGCCAAGAGUUUGUCAUCAACGCUCUGUCUUUGGCAAUGAGCCGUGACGGCUCCAGCGGGGGUGUGGCUUACCUCGUCACCAUCGACGAGCACGGCACAGAGGAGAAAGUAAUUCUGGGAAACGACUUGCCAAAGUUUUACGACCAGUGAAUACACAGCUCAUUAAGAGAGGAUCCAGUCACUACUGACUGACAGAAGUACAUCUAGAAAUUUGCAUUCUUCACAAAUCCCCCAUGAGGCACACGUGCACGCAAACACACACACACACACACACACACACACACACUAGUAACACUGCAAACAAUAAGUCAGCAGUCUUUAGCCUCCCAUGUAGACAGGCUCGUCACCUGUGGGCUGUAAUUGGAGAUAUAAGGGUCGUGUGGGGAAAUCGCUCCUUCAUGGCACCCUGAGAAAUAGAAUCUGCAUAUCAGGGGGGUGGGGGGGGGAUGGGGAUUUUUGCUUGCAGAUCUCAGCUGUGAUUUCAUGCCAUUGUUCAGGCGCUUUCGCUUUGUAACCAACAGCAGUUUUGGAACAGACAGCAGCUCCACAUGAUGACUAGCUGUCUCAUGAAGCCGGUGCUCAGGUACUUCACUUUAGAGACGUUUUACAGACACGCUCUUAGUUUAUACGUGUGCGCAUAUGAAUAUUUGCAAUAACGGCUGCAUGAUGCAUUUUUGAUGCGUUGGGGGGCUUUCUGAAGAAUAAAUGAAUUUUAAA